Messenger RNA from Pestalotiopsis fici W106-1, 1371 nucleotides. RefSeq lists its product as uncharacterized. Gene Ontology annotation, molecular function: glycosyltransferase activity. Gene Ontology annotation, cellular component: membrane. The transcript is spliced from 2 exons. The record is from RefSeq and is a predicted model, not a curated record. The coding region runs from base 1 to 1371 and encodes 456 amino acids. Lineage: Eukaryota; Fungi; Ascomycota; Sordariomycetes; Amphisphaeriales; Sporocadaceae.
AUGCCCGGCGGUCCGCUACGGCUUCUUGGCCUUCGUCUGCCGGUUCUUCUUACUCUGCCCGUGAUACUCAUUGUGCUCUUCUUGUUCUACAACUACCAAGACACGGAUGCAUCCCAGCGGAGUUUGCAAUCCAGCCAAAGGCUAUCCGAGCAGCCUCCCAAGGCAGCCGUCAUAAGUAAUGGAGCUGAGGAUGCGAGGUGCCAGGCCUUUCCGGACCCUGGAAACAUUCAGAUCGUCAUCAAGACUGGCGCUACGGAAGCUUAUGAGAAGCUCCUGCCUCAGCUGAUGACCACACUCGGGUGCUCACGGCGCGUUGAAAUAUUCUCAGAUCUCGAGGAGCAGAUUGGGCCUUACCAUCUCCACGAUGCUUUGAAGAACUUUGAUGCUGAGAUGAAGCAAAACCAUCCAGACUUUGAAAUCUACCGCACACAGCAAGAGUACCAAUUAUCUGGUCAGGAUGUCGAAGAGCUUGGAAAGAAGCACAAGAUUGUGUGGAACCUCGACAAGUAUAAAUUUAUGCACAUGGUACAAGACACUUGGAACAUGCACCCCAAACUGGAUUGGUACCUGUUUAUCGAGUCAGACACCUACGUUUUCUGGGGCAAUUUGAAUCUCUGGCUUCGUCAGCUCAACCCGGCCGACAGGCUUUAUCUGGGCUCCGAGGCUCAGAUUGGCACUCAAUGGUUCGCCCAUGGAGGAAGCGGCUUCGUCCUCUCUGGAUCAUUGAUGAAGCACUUUGCCGGCGACGAUGCGGGAAUGGCCACUCGCAAUGAUAAGCUACUACCGGACGCAUGCUGCGGCGAUCUCAUCCUAGGUCGAGCUAUAGAAAAGUAUACUGGUGUUCAAGUACAGAACAAUUGGCCGUGGAUCAACGGCGAGACACCUUGGUCCAUUCCGUAUGGGCCAGACCGAUGGUGCAAGCCCGUCAUCACUUUCCAUCAUGUCCAGCCUCGCCAGCGAUCCUUGAUAUGGAAUUUUGAGCAGCAACGAAACAAUAGUGAAGCGCCGCUCCUCUUCCAAGAAAUUUCAGAGCUCGCCUUUCCCCCUGGAAAUUUGGUAGCUCAAAGAGAAGACUGGGAUAAUCUUUCUGGAGCGCUGAUUGAGAACCCUGGCGGCCAGCCUCACACGCUCCAAUCGUGCCUGGCUGCAUGCAACUACAGAGACAGCUGUUGGCAGUACCGGUACUCUGAUGGCGAAUGUCAUAUUACCAUAAAAGGCUUCAGGCUUGGUGCCAAGAAACCUCCUACCGCAGGACGACGAUGGAUUUCAGGGUGGAAGACCGACAAAAUCGAGGCGUUCCGGAGAGAUCAUACCUGCAAGGAGCCCGAGUGGAGGGAUAGCGAGUAUGCCGUCAGAGACUCAAUAUUUUGA